Populus euphratica (Euphrates poplar) is the source of this 2040-nucleotide messenger RNA. NCBI's taxonomy places the organism in Eukaryota, Viridiplantae, Streptophyta, Magnoliopsida, Malpighiales, Salicaceae. The record is from RefSeq and is a predicted model, not a curated record.
AUGAGUAGUAGAGAGGAGUAUGGUCAAUUGGAAAACAUUGGAGCAGAGAUAGUUAAGAAGAGUGGCGGAGUUCCCUUGGCUAUAAGAGUAGUCGGAAGCCUGAUGCGCUCGAAGAAAACUGAAAAUGAGUGGUUGUCUGUCAAACAAAGUGUGAUUUGGGAUCUUCCGAAUGAAGGAAGCCCGAUUUUACUUGCCUUGAGAUUGAGUUAUACGAAUCUAACGCCACCUGUGAAGCAAUGCUUUGCAUUUUGCUCUAUAUUCCCCAAAAUUUUUGUCAUUCAGAAGGAGCUGUUGGUAGCUCUAUGGAUGGCAAAUGGCUUCAUUUCUUGCAAUGGGAAAAUGGAUAUGCAUGACAAGGGUGAAGAGAUUUUCCACGAAUUAGUGGGGAGGUCCUUUUUUCAAGAAGUUAAGGAUGAUGGGUUGGGCAACAUAACACGAAAAAUGCAUGAUCUUGUCCAUGAUCUUGCACAGUCCAUUACGAAUCGAGAAUGUUGUUUGAUUGCGGACAAUACAAAGUUGCAAAUUUAUCAAACAGUUCGUCAUGUGGGUGCUUGCAAUACAUCACCAUUUCCUAUAAAAGACAAGUAUUUCAAAUCUCGGUCUGCACGCUCUCUUUUGCUUUUUGAAACUCAUUAUCACAUACACCCUGUGAGUGAUGAUUUUCAUCUGUGUUUUGCUCAACAGAAAUGCCAGACAGCUCUUCUAUCACUUGGAUUAUCUUGGCAUGGGAAUGGAUCUUAUCUUGUCACUCAUAAACCGUUUUUCCAAUCACUGCAAAGGAGUGUUAUACAGGAAAAUAACGAGGAGGAGGUGCUUGAUGGGCUUCAACCUCAUUCAAAUCUGAAGAAGUUGAGCAUAGAUGGAUACGGAGGUUCAAAAUUUCCAAAUUGGAUGAUGAAUUUGAACUUGAUGCUACCAAAUCUAGUGGAGAUGCAGCUAAGAGCAUGUGAGAACUGUGAACAACUUCUACCAUUUGGGAAACUGCAGUUUCUCAAGAAUCUUGAACUAGAUGGAUUGGAUGGUGUGAAGUGUAUUGACAGCCAUGUGUAUGGAGAUGAGCAAAAUCCAUUCCCAUCUUUGGAGAGACUGACGUUUGUUUCAAUGAAGAGACUAGAGCAAUGGGCCGCGUGUAGUUUUCCUCACCUUCGAGAAUUGAAGAUAGUUGAUUGCCCUGUGUUGACCGAAAUGCCAGUUAUACUGUCCGUCAAAACAUUACACAUCAAGGGAGGCAGUGUUCCGUUACUGAUGUCAGUUAGGAACUUCACUUCUCUCAUCUCCCUUCGUAUUGAAAGGAUUUAUUAUGUGAGGGAGCUUCCCGAUGGGUUUUUGCAAAAUCAUACACUCCUCGAGCACUUACAUAUUGGUUGGCUGACAAAUCUGCAGUCUUUUUCGAAUAAGGUAUUACAUAACCUUUCUGCUCUUAAAAGCUUGAGGAUUUUGUUUUGUUUUGGACUUGAAAGCUUGUCAGAGGAAGUUUUUCAGAACCUCAAUUCUUUGGAGGUUUUAGAGAUAAAAGGUUGUAUAAGAUCAAAUUCCCUGCUGCUGUGUGGCUUUUCUUCUCUUCGUAUGUUGUCUGUUUCAACUUGUAAUGAAUUGAUGUCUCUGUCCGAGGGAGUACGACAUCUGACGGCGCUCGAGAAUCUCUACCUUUUUAGUUGUCCGGAGUUGAAUUCAUUGCCAGAGAGUAUCCAACAUCUUGCUUCUCUCCGAUCUCUAACCAUAUUUAAGUGUGAGGGAUUAACUUGUUUGCCAAAUCAUAUUGGAUAUCUCACGUCCCUUUCAAGCUUGGAGAUUGAGCAUUGCCCUAAUUUGAUGUCUUUGCCUGAUGGGGUACAUAGCAACAUCAGAAAGUUGAUAAUUAACAACUGUUUAAAUUCGGAGAAGAGACGUGAGAAAGAGAAAGGAGAAGACUGGACUAAGAUAGCCCACAUGCCUAACAUUAGAAUCAACCGGAAAGCAAUUCAUUUGUUUCUAUAUGGUUUUAGAUUCGAGUUCUUAGUUACUUAUAUAAUGACUACCGAAAACUUAUAUGGUCAUUAA